CAUUUCACCAUUUAUAUAUUUUUAAUUUAAAUAUGUUUCCACUUUAUAUAAAACGGGAAAUCAACACAAACAUGCUCUGCUAAAGCCUAAAACUGGAUUUUGUGUUGUAGUUUGCUGUUUGCUGCCUCCUUUUCUCUCAUCCAAAUCAAGAGAUAUAGUAUAAUCGGAUGACGUGAAGAGAUUUUCACUCUAAGAAAAUGGCGUGUGCAGUUAACGACGACGACCGUAGCAACGACAAUCCAGUGAUUGGAUUGCAGGAGCCAAGCAUCGAUACCGACAAAUUGAGCUACGAGAUUUUCUCCAUUUUGGAGAGCAAGUUUUUGUUCGGCUACGACGAUCAGCACCUCUGGUUACCAAAGCCGAUUUCAGUGCAGCCGAAGAGCGCCGAAAUUCAGGCGGAGAAAAAUCAGAGGGGGAAAAUCUGCAUCCUGAGCAUCGACGGCGCCGGUAUGCGAAGCAUUUUGUCUGGCAAAACGCUGUCGUAUCUGGAAACCGCGCUUAAGAAGAAAUCGGGGAAUCCUGACGCCAGAAUCGCCGAUUAUUUCGACGUCGCCGCCGGCACAGGCGUCGGCGGCAUCUUCACAGCGAUGCUCUUCGCCGCGGGCGAUCAGAACCGUCCGAUUUUCCACGCGGACGACACGUGGAGGUUCCUCGCUGCGGAGGGGAAAAAGUUACACUCGCGGAGUUCGAGGAGCGGUUUUCUCAAGCGUGUUUUUAAUACAUCCGGCGACGGUUCGUCGGCGGCGGGGAUGGAGAAGGCGAUGAAGGAGGCGUUCAAGGACGAGAGGACCGGCCGCAGCCUCACGCUGAAGGACACGCUAAAACCGGUUUUAAUCCCCUGCUACGACCUCUCCAGCGCGGCGCCUUUUCUGUUCUCGCGAGCGGACGCGCUCGAGAGCGACAGCUUCGAUUUCAACCUAUGGGAGGUUUGCUCGGCGACGGCGGCCGAGCCGGUGGUUUUCGAUCCGAUUUGCAUGAAAUCGGUUGACGGAUUGACCCGGUGCGUGGGGGUGGACGGCGGAAUUGCGAUGGGAAACCCUACCGCGGCGGCGAUCACGCACGUGCUGCACAAUAAGCAGGAAUUUCCGUUUGUGAGAGGAGUGGAGGAUAUUUUGGUCCUUUCAGUCGGCGCGGGUGGGCAGCUGAUGGAGGGCAGCUUUGACUAUGAGCAGGUCAAGACGUGGAAGGCGAAGGAUUGGGCGCGGCCGCUAGCACGGAUUUCCGGUGACAGCGCGGCCGAGAUGGUGGACCACGCUGUAGCCAUGGCGUUUGGGGAGAGCCGUAGCAGCAAUUACGUCAGGGUUCAGGCAAGCUGUUCCAGCUUCGGCCAAUGUGGUGCAAGUGUCGAUUCAGACUCCAGUCCAAGUAAUGUAAAAGUGCUAAUGGGGAUAGCAGAGGACAUGCUGAAGCAGAAAAAUGUAGAGUCUGUCCUCUUCAGUGGUAAGAAGAUGGGAGAGCAGAGCAACUUGGAGAAACUCGACUGGUUUGCCGACCAACUUGUGCUAGAGCAUCAGAAGAGGAGUUGCCGGAUAGCUCCCACUGUCGCGUUCAAGCAACCAACGAGCAGGCCUUAAGCGACUUCCGGCAAUUCACAAUACUCAUCCAGUAAAGCAAAAUUAAACGGUAAAUGUUAAGAGGAAAAACAAUGUAAAGUGAUAUAAAUAUGUAUAGCAACUUUCACAUUUUGAGAAGGAUAGGAGAAGUGGGGUCUGAGUUUGUGUUGUGAAAAAAGGUUGUGGGUGGGAUUCUUUGCCGGCCAGCGGCGGAGAAUGGUGGAAGCCGCCACACCACGGUGGUCUAUGGAAGUUGUACUACCUUUUUCUCUUUUUUAAUUGGAUGAUGUAAUGAGUACUCCUAUUCUAUCCUAAGUUCUUCGUGGUUUAUCUUUUUGAA
Messenger RNA from Salvia splendens (bonfire salvia), 1893 nucleotides. Its product is annotated as patatin-like protein 6. The transcript has 3 exons. The record is from RefSeq and is a predicted model, not a curated record. Gene Ontology annotation, biological process: lipid metabolic process. Lineage: Eukaryota; Viridiplantae; Streptophyta; Magnoliopsida; Lamiales; Lamiaceae. Bases 198 to 1574 code for a protein of 458 amino acids.